GGGGGCGUGGCCUCAGCAAUGGCGGCGCUGCGCGUGCUCGUGGGGGUGAAGCGGGUCAUCGACUUCGCCGUCAAGGUGCGCGUGGCCCCCGGGGGGGGCUCGGUGCAGACGCAGGGGGUGAAGCACUCGCUGAACCCCUUCUGUGAGAUCGCCCUGGAGGAGGCCGUGCGGCUCCGCGAGGCCGGCAAGGCCGCAGAGGUCGUCGUGGCCACCGUGGGCACCAAGGCCAGCCAGGAGACCCUCCGCACGGCGCUCGCCGUCGGGGCCGACCGGGCGGUGCUGGCCGAGGUGGGGGAGGGGGUGGCCCUGGGGCCCCUCGAGGUGGCCACGGCCCUGGCCGGGCUGGUGGGGAAGAUCCAGCCCCAGCUGGUGCUGCUGGGCAAGCAGGCCAUCGAUGACGACUGCAACCAGACGGGGCAGCUGCUCGCCGCCAUCUUGGACUGGCCGCAGGGCACGUUCGCCUCGCGGGUGCAGCUGGAGGACGGCGCGGUGCGGGUGGAGCGGGAGGUGGACGCGGGGCUGGAGACGCUGCGGCUGCGCCUGCCGGCCGUGCUGACGGCCGACCUGCGGCUCAACGAGCCCCGCUACGCCACCCUGCCCAACAUCAUGAAAGCCAAGAAGAAGCCCCUGGAGGUGAUUCCCGCCGCGGAUUUGGGGGUCCCCGCGGGGCCCCCCCGGCUCCGGGUGCUGCAGGUGCAGGAGCCCCCGGCCCGGGCAGGGGGGGAGAAGGUGGAAAAUGUCCCGGCCCUGGUGGAGAAGCUGCGGAGCUGCGGCCGCAUCUGAGGGGGAAACCAGUAUGGACCAGUACGGACCAGUGCCCUCCAGGAACACCCCCCGGGAACCCCCAGUGCCUUCCAGCCUGGGCCAGUGCCCCCAGGAGCCCCCCAGUCCCCUCCCAGUCUGGCCCAGGCCCCCCAGUGCCUUCCCCCCACCCCAAUAAAGGCGUGGCUGCUCUGUGA
Molecule: messenger RNA, 959 nt
Organism: Myiozetetes cayanensis
Lineage: Eukaryota; Metazoa; Chordata; Aves; Passeriformes; Tyrannidae
Gene: ETFB
Product: electron transfer flavoprotein subunit beta
Exons: 6
Coding region: 19-783 (254 amino acids)
Cellular component (GO): cytosol
Molecular function (GO): electron transfer activity
Source: RefSeq, a predicted model, not a curated record